AUGGUGAAUAUCAAAGAGGAUGAACCGCGUAUCGAAGAACAGUCUAUCUUGGGAUGGCAAUAUAUCUCGUGUAAGAAACAAAGCGCUGCGGGCAGAUGUGUAGUGUUGAAGCGUUUCGGAAUGAGGAGAAGUGCGAAAUGUGCGAGCGAAAGUAAUGACGAUGGGUUGAUGAAUGAGCGGUUACAAACAAGGGGUAACGAAUCGGGAGCCGAAUCGAGUGACUAA
This is a messenger RNA of Paraglomus occultum, 225 nucleotides long. The record is from the annotation of a GenBank genome assembly. Lineage: Eukaryota; Fungi; Glomeromycota; Glomeromycetes; Paraglomerales; Paraglomeraceae.